Messenger RNA from Hypoxylon fragiforme, 892 nucleotides. Its product is annotated as Cu,Zn superoxide dismutase. Gene Ontology annotation, biological process: removal of superoxide radicals. The transcript is spliced from 5 exons. Gene Ontology annotation, molecular function: superoxide dismutase activity; copper ion binding. NCBI's taxonomy places the organism in Eukaryota, Fungi, Ascomycota, Sordariomycetes, Xylariales, Hypoxylaceae. The record is from RefSeq and is a predicted model, not a curated record. Bases 145 to 609 code for a protein of 154 amino acids.
UUCAAAUACAAAUUAGAGGGAAGUAAGCUCCCCUCUUCUUCUUCCCCUCUUCGAAAAAUCGACGUUCAUCCCACCACUCCGAAUCAACGAAUUUCAUCAAGAAUUAUUGUCCCAAACACAUAAAAAGAUAUAAAAGUAGUCAAAAUGGUCAAAGCAGUUGCUGUCGUCCGUGGUGACUCUAAGGUCAGCGGGACCGUCACCUUCGAGCAGACUUCCGAGUCUGCCCCUACUACCAUCUCAUGGGAUAUUACCGGUUAUGACCCCAAUGCCAAGCGUGGAAUGCACAUCCACACCUUUGGUGACAACACCAACGGCUGCACAUCCGCCGGCCCUCACUUCAACCCCCAUGGCAAGACCCAUGGUGACCGAGUCGAUGAGACUCGCCACGUCGGUGACCUCGGAAACGUUGUUACUGAUGCUCAAGGCAACGCCAAGGGUUCUCUCGAGGACUCUUUCGUUAAGCUAAUUGGCCCCGAGAGCAUUAUUGGCCGAACUGUCGUCUGCCAUUCUGGUACGGAUGAUCUCGGCAAGGGUGGUAACGAGGAGUCUCUCAAGACUGGCAAUGCUGGCACCCGACCCGCGUGCGGUGUUAUUGGCAUCUCCAACUAAGUAUCUUCCAGAUGAAAAUGAAGAUAAUAGGUAAUCCAGUUUGACUAAAGGGGGUUUGAACGCUGCAUAGUCGGUUGAUGAUAGCUCCUGAAAAUAAAUGUCACUCUAUCGCACACAAUAUUACUGCCUGCUGAUGACUGACAUCCAAUUGCGUAAUUGAAACCAUUGCCACAUAUGCAAUCACUUACUACUAGUAUGUGCUACUAGUAUGUACUACUAGUAAUAGAGGUAUAGCAAAAUAGUAAAAAUAUCAUGUCGUAGGUAACAAUGAAGUCUGCGUAUA